AUGGCCGCAGGCGCUGUCGCUGCUUCGCGCGAUGGGUGGAGCGAGGCUGGAGCCAACCGCCAUCAAAGCUACAAUGCUGGGAUCAGCGCGUGCGAGAAAGGCAGCCAGUGGCAGCAUGCCUUGGGAUUGCUCAGGGAGUUGUGGUACAGACAAUUGGAACCCGAUGUGAUCAGCUACAGUGCAGGCAUCGGCGCGUGCGGCAGAUGUGGGCAAUGGCAGCACGCAGUGUUGUUGUUGAGUGAGUUGGCGGAGGCGGAAGUGGAGCCAAACAGCAUCAGCUAUAGUUCUGUUGUCAGCGCUUGUGUGAAAGGUGGGCAUUGGGACCGAGCACUAUGGGUGUUGAGGGAGUCGAUGCAUGCGAAGGUCAAACUAGAUCUCGUCAGCUAUAUUUCUGGAAUUAGCGCGUGCGAGGACGGCGGACAGUGGCAAGAGGCGCUGUCGCUUUUGAGGAGGAUGCUGGCAGCAAGUGUGGAGCCAGAAAUUCACAGUCACAGUACCGCAAUGAGCGCGUGCGAGAAAGGAGGGCAGUUGCAGCGGGUACUCUUGAUGCUGAGUGAGUUGAGGGACGCAGAAUUGGAGCCAGACAUCGUCUACAGUGUUGGAUUGAGCGCGUGCAAGAAGGGCUACUGGUGGCAAGAGGCGCUGUCGCUGAUUCAGGGCAUGAGUGAUGCGUCAUUAGAACCAGACGUCAUAAGCUACAGUGCGGGAGUCGAUGCGUGCGUACGAGGCGAACACUUGGAACAGGCAUUGUCUCUGCUCGGUGAUAUGAGAUACGCUGGGAUGGAUCCGAGCGUCAGUAGCUACCGUGUUGGAGUCACCGGGUGUGAGAAAGCUGGACAAGGGCAACACGUGCUUUCACUGCUUGGGGAGGUGUGA
Molecule: messenger RNA, 876 nt
Organism: Prorocentrum cordatum
Lineage: Eukaryota; Dinophyceae; Prorocentrales; Prorocentraceae
Source: the annotation of a GenBank genome assembly